This is a messenger RNA of Rana temporaria (common frog), 5313 nucleotides long. It is a transcript of the gene FEM1C, whose product is annotated as fem-1 homolog C. Gene Ontology annotation, molecular function: protein binding. The transcript is spliced from 3 exons. Lineage: Eukaryota; Metazoa; Chordata; Amphibia; Anura; Ranidae. The coding region runs from base 398 to 2251 and encodes 617 amino acids. The record is from RefSeq and is a predicted model, not a curated record.
GCGCUCGGCGAAUGUGCGCGAUUCAUUCUCCUGCCACGCCUUCCGCCUUUCAUUGGCUGAGGGCGGUUCUGUUAGUGGCGAGCAGUGGCUAGCAGGUUAGGUGCGUCUGCUAUCAGACGGAGAAGAGCCCCGCCUGCAACCGUCACACCGGCCGCGGCUUGGCGCAGGCUGGAUCGGUGGAUGCGGUGACGUUAGAGGAGAGAGCCGGGCUACAGGCAGCGACCAUGGCCGCGCGUUAUGCAUUUGUGAGCCCAUAUUUAUGCUUCUCUUGAGACGUGGUGGAACUCAUUCCAUUUUUUUUUUUUUUUUCUUGUGCCUUUCCUGGAAAACUCUGGCUGCCAUUCUGAACAGAUCUGGGCUUCUGUGACUCACACAAGACUGUCAUAGCAGAACAACCAUGGAUCUCAAGACUGCAGUAUUCAAUGCUGCCCGUGAUGGCAAGCUACGCCUUCUUUCCAAGUUGCUGGAAAACAAGGCCAAAGAUGAAGUUGUUUUGCUGAUGUCUGAGAAAACCAAUGGAGCAACACCUCUUUUAAUGGCAGCCCGUUAUGGUCACCUAGACAUGGUAGAUUACCUGCUGGAUCAGUGCAGUGCCUCUGUGGAAAUCGGGGGAUCGGUCAAUUUUGAUGGGGAGACCAUAGAAGGAGCACCACCACUGUGGGCUGCAUCUGCAGCCGGCCACCUUAAAGUGGUUCAGUCGCUACUGGAUCAUGGAGCUUCCGUGAACAACACAACCCUCACCAACUCUACGCCUUUGCGGGCUGCCUGCUUUGAUGGGCAUUUGGACAUUGUGAAAUAUCUAAUAGAGCACAAAGCGGACUUGGAGGUGGCCAAUCGUCAUGGCCACACUUGUUUGAUGAUCUCCUGCUACAAAGGUCACAAAGAGAUAGCCCAGUUCCUGCUAGAAAAGGGAGCAGAUGUUAAUAGGAAAAGUGUCAAAGGAAACACCGCCUUGCAUGACUGUGCAGAAUCUGGAAGCCUAGAAAUCAUGAAAAUGCUUCUGAAAUAUGGAGCCAGAAUGGAGAAGGAUGGCUAUGGAAUGACACCGCUACUCUCAGCCAGUGUAACUGGUCACACAAACAUUGUGGACUUCCUGACUCAGCACCCACAGACCAGUAAGCGAGAGCGCAUCAAUGCCCUUGAACUUCUUGGAGCUACAUUUGUUGAUAAAAAACGGGACCUUCUUGGUGCCUUAAAGUAUUGGAAGAGAGCUAUGGAUAUGAGAUACAGUGAUAGGACUAACGUUAUUAGCAAGCCUGUUCCACCGGAAUUAAUUAUGGCAUAUGAUUAUGCGAAGGAAGUAAAUACUGCUGAAGAGCUAGAUAACCUUAUUGCUGACCCUGAUGAGAUGAGAAUGCAAGCUCUUUUAAUUAGAGAACGAAUUUUGGGCCCUUCACAUCCAGAUACAUCUUAUUACAUCAGGUAUCGGGGGGCAGUCUAUGCUGACUCUGGGAACUUCAAGCGAUGCAUCAAUCUGUGGAAGUAUGCUUUGGACAUGCAACAGAACAACCUGGAUCCUUUAAGUCCAAUGACAGCCAGUAGCCUAUUGUCAUUUGCCGAGUUAUUUUCCUUCAUGCUUCAGGAUCGGGCUAAAGGAUUGCUUGGUACUACAGUUACAUUUGAUGACCUUAUGGGUAUAUUGUGUAAAAGCGUACUGGAAAUAGACCGAGCGGUCAGACAAGCAUUGAUGCCUCCUGACCAAGUCCAGUUAAACAAGGCCCUCUCUAUAAUUUUGCACUUGAUCUGUUUGCUGGAGAAAGUGCCCUGCAGCCCGGACCAAGAGCACUUCAAAAAGCAGAACAUUUAUAGGUUCCUUAAGCUGCAACCCAAAGGUAAAAAUAACUUUAGCCCUCUUCACCUGGCUGUGGAUAAGAACACCACUUGUGUCGGCCGCUACCCUGUUUGCAAAUUCCCUUCUCUUCAGGUGACUGCCAUCUUGUUGGAGUGUGGUGCUGAUGUUAAUGUCCGAGACUCUGAACAGAACAGUCCACUACACGUUGCUGCUCUCAACAACCACCCAGAUAUCAUGAAUCUGCUUAUAAAAGCCGGGGCACAUUUUGACUCUACAAAUUCGCACAACCAAACUGCCUGUGAUUUGCUUGAUGAGAAGGAAAUGGCAAAGAACUUAAUCCAGCCCAUCAACCACACCACUCUGCAGUGUUUGGCUGCACGUGUGAUUGUCAAACACAGUAUAACCUACAGAAAGCAAAUUCCAGAGAAGCUGGAGAGCUUUGUUUUGCUUCAUAGAUGAUGCUUUGCCUGGACCUCUAGUACAACUGAAGGAUGUGCCCUUUGACUGUUGGCUUCUUAAUAAAGAACUGUUGAUAGGAGACAUCAGUAUGCUUCAGCUGGUAAUGUCAUGAUCCACUUGUCUCCAACAUAGCAUCAUCUCCUAUGGAAGGAUUUGUUACCCAUAUUUAAAUCUGAAAAUAUAUCAAAUUUGAUUUUCUAUGUCCUUUUAAAUUGUAUUUUCUGCACCCGACUUGUACAAUCUGCCAAAUUCUGUUUUCAUUUGGCUUGUUUUCUGCCUGUUCAGUAGGGGAGAGUGGCACACUUUUUUUUUUUUUUUUUUUUUUUUCUUUUUAUAUAUGCCUUUUCUGGUGGCUUCCUGCUAUUUUGCUGGUUUCGUGGAUUUUUUUUCUUACCUGAGUUCAGGCCAUUUCCGCUCUUGUAAUCUUCAAGCCUUUCACUCCCAAUGUUUCAAUGGGUAUCUUUCUAUGGACCAUUGCUAAUUUGUAAAAGCUUUAUGAACAUGUUAAUGUUUGCAAUUACCAUAAGUGCUUUAUCUCCUCUAUGCACUGGCUUAGACAUGACUGUUGUGUGUUAGCAUACUUCUAUGCAGCAUUUUGCCAGCCCAAUUAGAACACGAUUUGUAGUUUGUUUUCAAGUCAGUUUCCAUUCUGCACUAAACAGCAUGGCUAUUUUGUAGGAGUUUUGCCGGCUUCUGCAGGCAAAACAGUGUUUGACUUUACAACUGCCUUCCCUUGAUCUAGAAAUACAAGAAAAUGGGUAAUUUGUGGGUUUUGAGUAUUUUGGCUCUUCAAAUCCUUUGAAUUAAAUUUAAUGCUAAAAAUUACAAGAGUGUGCAGAAAUCCUUACUCGUUGUUUGUCCUUGGAUACCUCCUCAUUUAGCAAAUCAGAAAUAAGAAAGGUCUUGGCCUGUAGCAGUCGUGAUUACAUUCAGAACUGCUACCCUUUUCUGCUGCCAUUUUAUUACCAAUACUUCUCAUUGCAGACAUGCAUAAAUUAGACCAAUGGUAGGUUUUAAUUGCCCUUAAAGGGACACUAUUAAGAAUAUAUAAGAUUUAAACCUAGAGCUGUGAGGUUUUUAACCAAAAGUGAGCGGUGGUUGAAUAUGGACAAUUUUGCACAUCUCCAUCCUAAUCUAGUGACUUCCAUAUAUAAACCUAGAAGUAAUGGUAUCUUUGUCCAUAAUUGCAUAAUAGAAUGAUUAUUUUUCUUUUUGCAGUUACCAGCCACCUUACUAUCUUUCGCUGCAAUAUGAGUGUAGAAACAAAACUGUGCACUAAAUAGCAGCCUUAGAGUACGAUGAAACAUAUUAAUACACCAAUGUGCAAAAAAAAGUACUAACCUAGGUAUGAAGGUCUGACGGUGUCCCUUUUUAAUUGAAAUUCAUACUAGAUGUCUGUGUGGUAUGCUGCAUUAUCAGUCAAUCUUAAUGCAUCUGUAGUAUGAUUAUAUAAUGGGUAGGAAGUUGCAUUGAGGUCAGGGCUUCUUAUAGUUUGUAUUAAUGUAUGCUCUGUUUUCAGUAAUCUGUUCAGGUAACCUGCAUGCGUUGGUAUGCCUCUUUAAUCAGCGACAUGCCUUUUUUUUUGUUUUUCAAAGAAGCAGAAACAACAUCCUUUUGUAUGUGUAGACUAUAAAUCCAGAUAAUUAUGAUUUGUCAAGUCAACCCAUCAUGCUACUUUGUCCUUAGCAGGAAGGGCUCUCUUGUUUGACCAGAUGUAAAGAAAUGCGAAUGAGUAAGAUUCAGGUGACUAAUUUAACAGCACUUUACUGUUGCUCCAGAAUAACCUUUUUAUUGGCCUUGCAAACAUCUUACAAUAAAACUCUUGAGUGAAAAAAAAAAAAAAAAAUCUUGCUUACUUGGGCAGAAUUUAGUGUUUGACAACUCUUUAAUAAUUGAUAUUCACAGACGUUCAUUUUUUUUUUUUUUUUUUUUUCUUCCAUGAUCCUAGACUUGUAAUACAACUAGUAAUUUUACCAGCACUUGGAGAAACCUGGGGGCUGACGUGUCACUCUGCAAAUGCUGGCUGCAGGUCAAAUAUGCUGACUAUCUUGGUUCAAUACUUUGACUUUUUAACCGAGAACAAGUAUGCAAAUAAGGGCUUCUUAAUAUAUAUUUUUCUUUUCUGGUCUAUAUACUUGUUCUGGGUCAUGUACUCAGGAAGUGUUGAUGCCUGCGAGUCGAUAUAAAGGUCCAAAAACUUGCAUUUUCAGAAAGAUUGCAAUGCAUGCUCCAUAUAUUGGAAACCUUUUAUAAUGAUGAAGUAGAUCUUCAGGCAAAUGUCAAAAAUUGCAUCUAAAGGACAUGUGUUUUAUGUGCAAAAAAGUGUCAUUUUUGUUUUGGGCUCUAUCACACCUGGUUCAUUUCAACUGCUUUUAGGUGACGAUGCUGACUUGGGCGAGUCAUAAACAGCAAAUUUCUUUGGUUGCAGCAAACAUUUGCUUGAUUCCCCCCUUUAACAGUGUUGACAGGGCAAUCCCUCCCGCAAAGCCAUUGUUAUCCCUGCACUAGCGAUAAUCAUGUAAAAUCCAGCAGGCGGUUUUUGUACCCAAGUUGAUUGAUCAACUUUGGUACAUUCAUCUUGCCCAUACAUGGUCUAUGGCUGGCUUAAUCGUGCCUUGAGCAGGCUGAUGGUUGAUAUAUAAAUUGCAUUACCUAAGCAGCAUUUAAAUGUGGCAUCUGCUUGACUGUGUGCAGUGUGGCAGACAUGGCCAUAAAAAGUUGUAUCCCAGCUGUAUUUUGCUCAGCUAUUUAUACAUCAUAGAUACCACAAGCAAGAUCUCUGCGUCUUUGUUCCCAGCUGUGCCCUUGUGCUACAGUCAUACGCAGGCCGAUUUAUAAAGGAAAGGCAGAGUAAAGUUCCUGAAACUUCAUGAGAGGUAUAAAAACACCCAUGGGCCACCAUUAAUGAAAUGUCAGUGUUGUGUUUUUUUUUUUUGUCUGGACCCUUUUACGAUGUUCACCAUGUAAUUACCAGUAACAUAACAUAUUAAACUAAAUUCAAUUUAGAUACUUGGUCAUCUGGAAAGAGGCUUUCUGUCAUAAUAAAUCCUUUUCAUAUCGAA